AUGGCAACCCGCAAAUGCGCCGCCGUGGUCGUCGGCGCCGGUCCAGCCGGCGUCGCAGUCGUCGGCAACCUCCUCGAACGCCAGCUGGGCGCAGUCGCCUGGAUCGACCCCAGCUUCGAAUCCGGCCGCGUCCACCGCAAAUACCGCGAGGUCCCUAGCAACACCAAAGUCUCCCUGUUCCAGGCCUACGCCACCUCCCUCCAGCCUUUCCGAACCGUCAUCGAAAACACACCCCGUCCAAAUGCCUUUACAGCCAUGGCCAAGCUGGACCAGGAGAAGACGUGCCACCUGCACUACGCUGCGGACAUGAUUCGCGCCCUGACAGACGGGCUGAUCAAGAUGGAGCAAGUCCAUGCCUGCCGUGGCUUCGUCACGGCAGCUAACCUCAGCUCAAAGUCCGACAAACCAAACUGGACCGUCCACAUAAAACAAGACAACGAAACCGACCUCCACCUCGAAACAACCCGCCUAAUCCUCUGCACAGGCGCACACCCAACCAACCUCCCCAUCCCAGUCCCAGGCCUAAGUAUAACGCCCCUAAACCUGGACGUGGUCUUAAAACCCAGCGAGCUAGCCACAACCCUCACAACAACACCAACAACAGUCGCCGUAAUCGGCGCCUCCCACAGCGCAAUCCUCGCCCUCCUAAACCUCCUCACACUCGCCCAAACCUCCCACCCGCACCUCCGCGUAAAAUGGUUCACACGCCACCCACUCCGGUACGCGGAGUACAAAGACGGCUGGAUUCUGCGCGAUAAUACAGGUCUCAAGGGGUCCGCGGCGGACUUUGCGCGUACCCAGCUUGAAGAUUCGGAACUGCCUACUUCUGAAGCUGGGAAGGUUAUCGAGAAGGUUGACACUGCCGGCGGUGAGAAGAGGGAGAAAGAGCUUUACGCGGAGCAUUUGCCCGGUUGUCAGUACAUCGUUCAGGCGGUCGGAUUCACGCGGGACCCCGUGCCGAAACUGAGUCAAGAGGGCGAGAGUCUGGGGAUGGAGUUUGAUCAUGAAACUGGACGGAUGUGUAAGCCUCAGGCUGGACCGCCUAUCCCUGGCCUUUUUGGGGCGGGCAUUGCGUUUCCGGAAAGAGUUGUUGAUCCGUACGGGAAUGUGGAAUAUGCCGUUGGGUUUUUUAAGUUUAUGAAUUUUUUGAGGAGGGUUGUGCCUGGUUGGUAA
Messenger RNA from Penicillium argentinense, 1173 nucleotides. RefSeq lists its product as uncharacterized. The coding region runs from base 1 to 1173 and encodes 390 amino acids. The transcript is spliced from 3 exons. NCBI's taxonomy places the organism in Eukaryota, Fungi, Ascomycota, Eurotiomycetes, Eurotiales, Aspergillaceae. The record is from RefSeq and is a predicted model, not a curated record. Gene Ontology annotation, molecular function: oxidoreductase activity.